UUAUAGAAAAUCAUAGUUUCAAAACAGGGUCCAAAGAUCUUUACCCGGUAUUAUUGUGGCAUUAUUUAACAACCCUGCCUAAAGAAACCUGAUAGGCUUUUGCUGUGCUCAUUCAUUUAAAGGAACCUUUCACCUACAUGCACCUACAAGCACCUACAAGCUCGUAAACAUUGCAUGAUAAAUGCGCUAAAGGUUUUGGACGCUACACUGCGAGGAGGUGAAUUUCGAGGUUGUCAGAAGCAACUUUCUAGAACUUCUCCAGACUGUACAAUUUGUAUUUACCAGGUCAUCAAUGAAGAUGCAUCACUCCACCCUUCUUGGUUUGUUCAUCCUGUUUUCUGCUCUGUCAAGCUCUUAUGCUGGUAAAGUUCUGGUCGUCCCUGUGGAUGGGAGCCACUGGAUCAAUAUGAAGGUCCUUAUUGUGGAAUUACAUGCAAAAGGUCACCAUAUCACAGUACUCAGAGGUUCUAGUAGCUGGUAUAUUAAGGAACAGUCUCCUCUCUACACUUCUAUUACUGUAGACACCGGUGAAUUUGACAAUGACUUCAUGGAGAGGUUUCUCCCUAACCUACUUAAAAUGCAGAGACAAGGAAGAUCAUUUUGGAAUGAACUAGCACUUGCUGAUGAAGUUUAUAGGAAAUUUAUGGAGUUUCAUCAGCAAAUAUGCAACAUGACAGCUGCCAUGUUUGAAAAUGAGACCUUGAUGAAUUCUCUGAAAGAUACUGCAUAUGAUCUUGUUCUUACGGAUCCUGCUUUUGGAUCUGGAGUGUUACUGGCGCACCGUCUUGGCCUUCCUCUUGUGCUUAAUGUACGCUGGACUAUGUACGGCGAAGCCCAUUUUGAUAUCGCUCCAUCUCCUCUCUCAUAUAUACCUGUCACAGGGUUACAACUAACUGACAAGAUGACAUUCAGUCAGAGAAUAAGAAACGUGUUGACAUAUAUAAUGGUUCUUUAUAAAAAUUCCAAGUACUUUGGUUCUCCUUACCAAGAGUUCUCUCAGAAGUAUUUUGGCCCCAACGUUGAUUUCUUCUCCAUCCUCCAGAAUGCAGAUAUCUGGCUCAUGAGAAAUGAUUUCACUUUUGAGUUUCCACGACCUACAAUGCCAAAUGUUGUCUACAUGGGCGGCUUCCAGUGCAAGCCAGCUAAGCCACUUCCAGAUGAACUUGAGAAGUUUGUGCAGAGCUCAGGGGAGCAUGGGGUCAUCAUCAUGACUUUAGGAACUGUUUUUGGUCAGCUUCUGAGUGAAAUCAAUGAUGAUAUUGCUGCAGCUUUUGCCCAACUGCCUCAAAAGGUUAUUUGGAGACACACAGGACCAAAACCUGCCAAUCUUGGUAACAAUACUCUGAUUGUGGACUGGCUCCCCCAGAAUGACCUGCUUGGACAUCCUCAAACUAAACUGUUUGUAGCACAUGGAGGCACCAAUGGAGUUCAGGAAGCCAUCUACCAUGGAGUGCCUAUAGUGGGGAUUCCUUUAGCAUUUGACCAGCCUGACAAUCUCUCCAGGAUGCAAGCAAAAGGAACAGCAAAAAUUGUAGAUAUUGCAACUUUGGAUAGGACCGUGUUUCUAGAGGCAUUAAAGGAGGUGUUGCAUAACCCAUCUUACAAGGAGAACAUGCAGAGACUGUCGAAACUGCACCACGACCAGCCAAUGAAACCUCUUGAUCGUGCCGUCUUCUGGAUUGAGUUUGUCAUGAGGAAUAGAGGAGCUCCUCAUUUACAAGCACAAGCUUACAGAAUGUCCUGGAUUGAGUACCACUCUGUAGAUGUUAUUUUGACUUUAUUGAUGACACUUUUGAUAUUUGCAUUUGUGACUGCUUAUAUAAUGAGAUAUUUUUAUAUCUCAUUAUUCAGAAAGAAAGUAAAACAUGAGUGAAGUACUGACUGGAAAUAUCAGUUAAUUUUUGUAUCUCAUUAUUCAGAAAGAAAGUAAAACAUGAGUGAAGUACUGACUGGAAAUAUCAGUUAAUUUUUGAUGUUUCCUUUUAGUUUUUUUAUUUCCUAACAGCAUGUGCUUUCAUGAAUCUUUACGUAUUUAAAAUGUUUUGCUUUUAGUGUAGAACAAUCCAUAGUAUUAAGAAAUACUAUAGCAAAAUAUCAGUCACAGAUAAUACAAGGGCUAAAAUCCAUCUCCUACAUUAUAAUUAAUUUAAUCUUCGUGUUAUGACUCAGCAGAACUGUGAAUGACCUCUAGCUAUUGCUGAAACCUUAACUGACAGGGUACCAUGAGCACAAUACAAUAAAGAGGCAUCUGAUCAUGUGUACGUUAUCACACCUUGACUUUUGUACAUAGUGUGACUGUGUAAAAUCUGUCAGUGAUUUAAACAGUGACUUGCAUAUAUAACAACUAUCCUUAUUUAUUGAAGCUGCUUACAUAUCUUGAUGCCAAGGAAUUAUUUAAUUUUAUUUAAUAUUUCUGAAUAACUGUCCAAUUGUGCACAGUUUAGCCAUUGAAUAGUAGAAAAUAGAAGGUGAAACAUCAUAUUUAACAUUCAAUUCCACUAUAUUUUUAGACAGUAUUGCAGAUUGUCUUUAUCAUUGUAAUUUGUAAAAUACCAUUCAUUCUACAAUACAUUAUUAUAGAUAUUAUUCCUUUUCAUUUAAGGUAAUCAAUAAAGAUGCAUCAUUCCACCCUU
Messenger RNA from Carassius gibelio (silver crucian carp), 2633 nucleotides. Its product is annotated as UDP-glucuronosyltransferase 2C1. NCBI's taxonomy places the organism in Eukaryota, Metazoa, Chordata, Actinopteri, Cypriniformes, Cyprinidae. Gene Ontology annotation, molecular function: UDP-glycosyltransferase activity. The transcript is spliced from 3 exons. The coding region runs from base 293 to 1873 and encodes 526 amino acids. The record is from RefSeq and is a predicted model, not a curated record.